CUCUCAUUUUGUUUUGCUUCUUUGUUUUUGUUUUAAGAUGGACUCUCACUCUGUUCUCAGAGUUGUAUCAAACUUCUGGGCUCAAGGGAUUCCCCCCCCCCCCAAGUAGCUCAGGCUCAGGCUGCCCUGCAGCUCCCCCUGCCUGCAUUUCUUCCUUCUCCUCUUCUUCCUGAUUUUUCUAGACCAGGGUUUGAAUCUAGGGUCUUGCACUUGCUAGGGAAGCAGUUGAUCACCAAUCACUUUUUUCUUUUUUAAGACAGGGUCUCACCAGAUUGCUCAGGCUGGCCUUGAAUUUGUGAUCUUUGCUUCAGAAUCCCGAGUAGAAGAGAUUAUGGGCCUGUGCCUCCAGGCUAGUUCGUGCCCCUCUUUUGAAUCCCCUCCCCAUUUUGGCUUUCGGGCCCAGUGUCUCUUGGACUUUUUCCUGCUCGCACACUACCUCCCAGACUUAUGGGCCUCCACCACCCUUGCUGCUGGGCCCGCCCACACCACUCUGGGAUGCUAACAGUCUCAGUCUUUCCACCCUGGAAGAGGUAUCUUUGGGUCUUCUCAACAACACCUAUUUCUCCAGAACAAUCUCCCUCCCCCUGUCAUGUUAAUGAUGUCACACCCACACCUGUGCCCGAGCCGCCUCUCAUGUUCCCUCCACCUGAGCCCCAGCUGCAUGAGGGUUUGCCAGUUCUUCCUGUAACCAUGCCCAGGCUUCCUUCUUGGCUUCAAGCCUCAGGCCAUUUGAUUUUCACCCUGCCAGUCCCAGCUUUUCCCUGCAUUGAACUCAGGGAGGAUGAGAGAGUGGCCGAUGCUUAGGGUAGGGGGGGGGUCUCCAGGCUGAGGGCUAGCAGGCUAGACUAUCUCCCACGUGGAGACAGCAGGAGCCAGGGUAAGGCAAAAGAGGCUGAGGGCAUAAAUGUACAGAGGCCUCACUCUUGGGGUGGCGCACCUGUAUAUCCCACACUUCAGUGUUUCCCUAGGUGCUUCAUGUGCACAAGACUCGUGUCAGCCUGCACGUGAGCACAGAACGGCCCAAAGGAGGAGGGUGGCAACCAUGCUCUUUCCCGUGCCUCUAGGGAUAGGCACUGAAUGAAUUUCUGCAAUGUCGACGACCAGCUUGCUAGUGAACCUACCCGCUACCUAGAGCCACAGUGUAGACUGUGGCCAGAAGAAAUUGAAGGGCACGUGUGUGGGCAGCCUCCCUCGGUUUGGAGCCUCACAAGAAGGAAGCAGCAUCAGAAUUAGGCAUCUUGGAAGAAAGAGAGGAGAAAACUGUAGUACGGGAUGGCUUGGUCGGCUAGUCCAAAGGCACGGAGCUGCUUCGGGCCUAGCCCGGAUUUCCAGAGUGAGCCACAUGGCCCCUGCAGACCCGGCCUCGGAGGGUCCCAAGCUUGAGGACCCGCCGGCCCCCCACCUGUUUGAAAAGUGCCCUUCUGGCUUAGUCAUGGCGAAGCUGGAGACGUUACCUGUGCGCGCUGAUCCCGGGAGGGAUCCUCUCCUGGCCUUUGCCCCCCGGCCUUCUGAGCUUGGACCCCCAGAUCCCCGCCUGACCAUGGGCAGUGUGGGUAGUGGGGUGACCCAUGCCCAGGAGUUUCCUAUGAAAAGCGUGGGCACUCGAACAGGGGGUGGGGGCAGCCAGGGCAGUUUCCCUGGUCCUAGAGGCGGUGGUAGCGGAGCCGGCCGGGAGAGACCUGGCCGCUACCCAUCAGAGGACAAGGUUCUCGCCAACUCUCUCUACCUCAAUGGCGAGCUGCGGGGCAGUGACCACACAGACGUCUGUGGUAAUGUGGUGGGCAGCAGCGGGGGCAGCAGCAGCAGCGGGGCCAGCGACAAGGCCCCACCGCAGUAUCGUGAACCCAACCACCCACCGAAGCUCCUGACCACCUCUGGCAAGCUAGACCAGUGCUCAGAGCCACUCGUUCGGCCAUCAGCCUUCAAACCUGUUGUACCCAAGAACUUUCAUUCCAUGCAGAACUUGUGUCCUCCACAGACCAAUGGGACCCCCGAGGGACGACAGGGCCCCGCUGGCCUCAAGGGCGGACUGGACAAGUCUCGGACCAUGACCCCCGCGGGUGGGAGUGGGGGUGGCCUCUCAGACUCAGGCCGGAACUCACUCACAAGCCUGCCUACCUAUAGUUCCAGCUAUAGCCAGCAUCUGGCACCCCUCAGUGCUUCCACCAGCCAUAUCAACCGGAUUGGCACUGCUGGCUAUAGUAGCGGCAGCAGUGGUGGGGGGUCAGGCUACCAAGAUCUGGGGACCUCCGACAGCGGGCGGGCCUCCAGUAAGAGCGGGUCGUCAUCAUCCAUGGGGCGGUCAGGCCACCUGGGAUCCGGGGAGGGCGGAAGUGGGGGCCUGCCGUUCGCAGCCUGUUCACCACCCUCGCCCAGUGCACUGAUCCAGGAGUUGGAGGAGCGCCUGUGGGAGAAGGAGCAGGAGGUAGCUGCCCUGCGGCGCAGCCUGGAGCAGAGCGAGGCAGCCGUGGCCCAGGUGCUGGAGGAGCGGCAGAAGGCCUGGGAGCGGGAGCUGGCGGAGCUCCGGCAGGGCUGCAGUGGGAAGCUGCAGCAGGUGGCGCGCCGCGCCCAGCGCGCCCAGCAGGGCCUCCAGCUGCAGGUGCUGCGGCUACAGCAGGACAAGAAGCAGCUGCAGGAGGAGGCGGCCCAGCUGAUGAGGCAACGGGAAGAGCUAGAGGACAAGGUGGCCGCCUGCCAGAAGGAGCAGGCCGACUUCCUGCCCCGGAUGGAGGAAACUAAGUGGGAGGUGUGCCAGAAGGCCGGGGAGAUUUCCCUCCUGAAGCAGCAACUCAAGGACUCGCAGGCCGAUGUGUCGCAGAAGUUGAGUGAGAUCGUGGGGCUGCGCUCACAACUUCGGGAGGGAAGAGCCUCCCUCCGGGAGAAGGAGGAACAGCUGCUCAGCUUGAGGGACUCCUUCGGCAGCAAACAGGCCAGCCUGGAGCUGAGUGAAGGCGAGCUGCCCACUGCCUGCCUCAAGCCUGCACUGACCCCCGUGGACCUGGCCGAGCCACAGGAGGCACUGGCCUCCUGUGAGAGUGAUGAGGCCAAGAUGCGCCGGCAGGCUGGGGUGGCAGCUGCGGCUUCCCUGGUUUCUGUCGAUGGGGAGGUGGAUGCUGGGGGAGAGGGUGGGACGCGAGCCCUGCGCAGGGAGGUGGGGAGACUGCAGGCUGAGCUGGCUGCUGAGCGGCGUGCCCGGGAGCGCCAGGGUGCCAGCUUUGCAGAGGAGCGCCGGGUGUGGUUGGAGGAGAAGGAGAAGGUCAUCGAGUACCAGAAACAGCUCCAGCUGAGUUAUGUGGAGAUGUACCAGCGCAACCAGCAGCUGGAGCGGCGGCUUCGGGAGCGUGGGGCAGCAGGGGGUGCCAGCACGCCUACUCCCCAGCAUGGUGAGGAGAAGAAAGCCUGGACCCCCUCCCGCCUCGAGCGCAUCGAGUCCACAGAAAUCUGAUUCUCUAUCUGCGUGCACAACCUUCUGACAAGUGCCCUGUCUGAAGGUCGGAGUCACCAAUGUUCCCUUCCAUUCAUUUCCCUUCCCAUGUGUGCUGCAUAUCCCCAGACCAAAGAGGUUCUCAAAGCAGCUGUGACCAGCCCCCUUCCCCCCCAGUCCAUGCAGCUCCAGCACUGCCUUUGUGGGGAGCCACUCCAGACCCUCCUGCCAAGGAGAGCGUCGGGGAGGGCAGAGUGCAUGGCGGGUGAGGUCCCAGGUACAGGGAGCAUGCUCCUUUUCUGGAAAGCCUCUCAUUGGAGAUGGAGGCAGGCUUGAAUUGCCAGGAAGUACCCUAGCCCCCUUCCCGGAUCUUGGGCCACUGCUGCUGGCCACCUUGUGUCCAGUGCUACCGUCUGUGCUCUCCUAGGCCACACAGCCUGAAGGAGCCUGCGCGGGUCUACCAAUGCCGACAGACCCUAGGCUCCUGGUCUCUCUCCUUCAUGUGGUGUUCUCCUUCCCCAGGCAGAUUAGCAAGAGAAGUAGGAGCAGAUGGCCUGCCUGUGGUUGAGAGGGCUACCUGCCCAACCCCUCCCCCAGCAAGGUAUCUUUGGCUCAGGCCUUAGAGCCUGGACUAGUCCUGAGCAUGUGCCCCUCUGUGUAUAUUGAGGGAGGUGAGAGUCGGGGCUGGAAGCGCAGUACCCAGGGGAGACCUGCCUUCCUAUUCUUGGAAAGGGUCGCCUAGAGGCUUCUCAGCCCCACCCUCACCCUCUGGCCAGGAUCCUACAAGGCUAUAUCCCCUGCUGCUUGGUGACCGUCCCCAGGGUCACUGUUCAGCUCUAACGAUAGCUAUGAAGUGCUACCUGCCUCUUAGGUAUUUUGUUCACCCCAUUUCUGAGCUCAGAUGGAUGUCUGAUGUCUUCCUGUGUUUUCCCUCACUGUCUCCACCAGCCUCCUGCUUUCACGCUCCCAUCACCUUCCCAGGCUGCCUUUUCCUCCGAGUCUCACCUUUGCUCCCGGCAGAGAGCCCAGCUCGACUCUGGGUGCCCUGCUCACUUCUCAGACCCCACUGGCCCAAGUCUGAGCCUGGGCCCCUUGUUUGAGGGGCCAGUCAGGGUUGGAUGUGACUGUCCCUGAAGAACAAGGCUAACCUUUGAGGAUCACUGACCCUCGGGUUGCUCGCCAGACUCUUGAGUUGGCUUAUUUGUCCGGGCAGGGAUGGCUGGCAUGGGUUGGGACAGUCAAGGUCACUCACUUCCUUAUCUAGAAUCUCUCAGAGUCUCUCUCCCCAAGACAGGCAGGGAAAUUCUAAUUUCUCUUUUAAGAAAGUAAAAUUUCCAAUUCACCAGCAAUAACAAUCAGAGGAGACUUGGCCCUCAGUCCUUGUAUUUCUCUUUUUCACUCCCUCUUCCUGCCCCAAGAUGAACUUUUGGGGUCCGGAUGGAGAGGGUUGGUAUCUACUGUGAGCAAGUCCCCAACCCCUGACCAGCCUCCUCCCAUGACUGGUGACUGUUCAACACGCUGUGUACCGCCCACAAAAACAGGAGUGCCCUCUUGGUGCCCUCCGGCCCUUUGCACAGCUCCUUCUGGGUGGUCCUCAACGGGUUUUUGACCUUGAUUGGAGGCCACUCUGGCAACCACUGCCCAUUCCUCUAAUCCUUCACUGUACCUGCUCCAGAGCCUGAGCCUGGUCCACAGGGACUGGGAGAAGGCAUUAACACAAAACAAAACAGAGAUGGGGGGAGAAAAAAAAAUGAACAGCUUUGGAAUGUCCAACCACAAAAUAAAUUAUAUAUAAAUAUAUAAAUAUAUAUAUAUAUAUCUACCAUAUGUGAUGGAAAGACUUUUCAUUUUUCCGUUCCCAAAGAAAUAAAAUGGAGAAAGCCUCUUAAAUGGCA
Molecule: messenger RNA, 5319 nt
Organism: Peromyscus maniculatus bairdii (prairie deer mouse)
Lineage: Eukaryota; Metazoa; Chordata; Mammalia; Rodentia; Cricetidae
Source: RefSeq, a predicted model, not a curated record